AUGUCGGAACAAUUUCCCAUCCAGCCUAUCGGGCGUUUCUAUGCCGCAAGCCAGCCGGUCAAACGACCAAAGCACGACGAUUCUAAGCCUGAACACCUUGGAGCUCUUCUUAAGACGAUCAAAGCUCAUGAAGAGGAGACGGGUCAGAAGAUUGAUGCCCAAAUCGUGACGUGGCGUGGCAUGAUGACCAAGGCAUGA
Colletotrichum fioriniae is the source of this 198-nucleotide messenger RNA. The record is from RefSeq and is a predicted model, not a curated record. Lineage: Eukaryota; Fungi; Ascomycota; Sordariomycetes; Glomerellales; Glomerellaceae.